CCAAUAUAGUUCUCUCUCUUUGCUGAUACCAAGAUCAACAAAAAUGGCUGGUGAAGGCAGCAGUUCUUCAGACUAUGAACUUUUUGAUGUGGAUGAAGAUGACGAUGAUCUAAUGUUGAUACCAGAGCAUGCACAAUGUAUUAUGGAUGAUCCAAUGCUGGUAGGUAAAAAGGACAACCACAUAGACCGGCAGCAGAAGCAGAAGCAGAUACUCGAGAAACUCAGGACGAUGGAGGAGAAGGUGAGGAUGGCGAUUCCUGAACGGCCCGCGAAGCCGCCAACCAUCUGCGUUGUCCCUGUGGACCUCACCGAGGGCAACAGGGGCGCCUACAGCCCCAAGGUCGUCUGCAUCGGCCCGAUCUUCGACAGCAAGCGCAAAACGGACAGCAUGCUCAGGCUCGAGCAUUACAAGUGGCGCUGCGUCCGCAAGCUCAUCAUUGAGCGCCACCCAGGCGGAACCUUGGAGUCGGAUGACUGGUCGCUGGAGGUACACACACCGCUGCUACGGAAGUGCACCAGCAUGAUGAUGCGCCUCGUGCCCCAAGUUCGUGCCUCCUACAGCAGCCUUUCUUUCUACGAGGAUACCAACGGUGACAACACGAGCAAUGAAGAGCUGGCGAUCAAGAUGCUGCUCGACGGAUGCUUCGUCCUCCACCGCCUGCUCAAGUACGGACGUGAAGCUAAUGGUGGCAUGGACGACGAUGAUUGGAACCAGCGUCUCGGUCGGUGCUGGGUCUGGGCAACCGUGAAGAGUGACCUACUACUGCUCAACAACCAGGUUCCUUUCUUCGUCGUUCGGAAACUGUUAAAACUCCUGAGGAGCAACAUUGACGAGAGCGAUGACAUCCUUGUCAAUGGCGGCCUCCAGUUCUUCAGCUCCCUGCAUCCUCCACGGCUCCACUCCGCUCCCAUCGCUUGCCACGACGUGCAUCACCUCCUCCACCUAUUCUACCUAUCCAUCGACCUCCCGCUGUCGUGUUCGCACCAGGACUCCGCCUGCAAGAACGCCGCACUGCCAACAGGGCAAACGUGGUGGGUGCCAUGCGCCAAGGAGCUGGAGGAGGCCGGUGUUCGGCUCUGUGCACGUAAGCAUGGUGCCGCGAGCUUCCUCGACGUGAGGUUCCACCAAGGCAAUCUAGAGAUCCCACCGCUCCAGCUAUUCGACUACAGCGAACCCCUGUUCCGCAACCUAAUCGCGUUCGAGCAGACCUACCCGGCAACGCCGGGCCGCAUCACCGAAUACGCAAUCUUCAUGGACUGCCUCGUCAAGACGAGCGAGGACCUGCGCCUCCUUCACCGGAGCGGGGUGCUCGUGAACUACAUGAACGGCGAGAGGGGCGACGCCGCCAUGCAGUUCUUCAACCGCCUCUGCGCGGGGGUGCACACCUCUGCCGGCCGCAACUACCUUGCUGGCGUGCUGGAGGAGGUCUCCAGGUACCAGAGAGGAAAGUGGCCCCGUUGGCGUGCCGCUCUAGUGAGCAACUAUUUCACCAACCCAUGGGUGACAGCGUCGGUUUUCGCCGCGGCGAUCUUGCUCGCCAUGACUGUGCUGCAGACCUUCUACACUGUCGUUGGGUACUACAAGCCAUCCAAGUAA
Messenger RNA from Triticum aestivum (bread wheat), 1597 nucleotides. Its product is annotated as UPF0481 protein At3g47200-like. The coding region runs from base 44 to 1597 and encodes 517 amino acids. The record is from RefSeq and is a predicted model, not a curated record. The transcript has 3 exons. Lineage: Eukaryota; Viridiplantae; Streptophyta; Magnoliopsida; Poales; Poaceae.